AUGUCCGGACCGAGACCCGUGGUGCUGAGCGGCCCCUCCGGCGCGGGGAAGAGCACGCUGAUGAAGAGGCUGAUGAAUGAGCACGAGGGCAUCUUCGGAUUCAGCGUGUCGCACACGACAAGAAACCCCCGACCAGGAGAGGAAGAUGGAAAAGAUUACCACUUCACAACCAAGGAGGCCAUGCAGGAGGGCAUCGACAACGGAGAGUUCAUAGAAAACGCUGAGUUUUCCGGCAACAUGUAUGGAACAAGUAAAGCCGCCAUACAGGACGUGCUCGCCAGGAACCUAAUGUGCAUCUUAGACGUGGACAUCCAGGGGGUGAAGAGGAUUAAAGAGACCGACCUGAACCCCAUCUACAUCUCCAUCCAGCCUCCCUCCAUGGAGAUCCUGGAGAAGCGUCUGAGGGACAGACAGACAGAGACGGAGGAGAGUUUACAGAAGCGCCUGGAGGCCGCGCGCAUCGACAUGGAGCUCAGUAAUGAGCCCGGAGUGUUUGAUGUGGUUAUCGUCAAUGAUGACUUGGAGAGGGCUUACGAGGAGCUGAAAGAUAUCCUCAGUGACGAAAUCCAAAAGGUUCAGGAGGCUCAGUGAAGACGAGGGGAACCAACACCUCAACAACUCUUCACCCACUUCAUAGACCUUCAUCGUUUCUUUAACCAGGACUCUGGACUGAAGAGUUUGUGUUGCUGCCAAACUCAGAGCUGAAUGAUCCUGAUGAGUAAACAGCAGCAUCAUCAAGAAAAGUUACUUUCAUUUGUUUUGUUGGAUUCUACUGUAGAAAUAAAUGUGCUCUUCGUUAAGUAUAUGAGUUACAACUUAUAUUUAAAUAGUUACUCACAUG
This is a messenger RNA of Cottoperca gobio, 841 nucleotides long. It is a transcript of the gene guk1b, whose product is annotated as guanylate kinase 1b. Gene Ontology annotation, biological process: purine nucleotide metabolic process. The transcript has 7 exons. Bases 1 to 591 code for a protein of 196 amino acids. Gene Ontology annotation, cellular component: cytosol. The record is from RefSeq and is a predicted model, not a curated record. Gene Ontology annotation, molecular function: GMP kinase activity. NCBI's taxonomy places the organism in Eukaryota, Metazoa, Chordata, Actinopteri, Perciformes, Bovichtidae.